AUGGAUGAGUUUGCUGCUUUUACGAAUGAUUCUGUUGCCUUUGUUGAAAAUUCUAGUGGCUCUGUUGCUUUUGCUGAAGGUUCUAUAUCCUUUGCAAAAGAUUCUAAUACUAUAUUUGCUGAAGGUUCAGUUGCUUUUGAGGAUGAUUCUGAUACCAGAGGUUCCGUUGUUCUUAUCAGAGAAUCUGAUACUUCUAGAAAAGAAAUUGAAAAUGAAAUACAAAUUAAUGUUAGUGAUACUUUUUCUUCAUGGGAUGAACGUAUUGAGCUUGAUAAUGAUGGAAUAGUUCAACAUCAUAUAUUUGAAUGCAGUUUUUCUAGUAAACCAAUUUCUAAUCAGUCAUCAUCAGAAAUAAGAGUUAAUAACAUCAUUGGACAACAUAAUUAUUUUAUGAUACCUGACACAUAUUUAUAUGCUUCUAAAUCUUUAUUAUAUCGUGCUAAAAUUGUUUUGAAAGAAGUAAUCGAUAUUGCAAAGGAUAACGAUCAACACAACUAUAGCAAUGGAUUCCUCAAAGAUCAAUUAGAUAGACCGCAAACAUCCAUUUUUUUUCUAUUGGAAAGAAUUCAGUUAUCUGAUAUCAUAGAAAUUUGGGAACUUACUGGUCUUACUAAAUCAUAUAAGCAUUAUGUUAUUUUACUGAUAGAUAGUGAUCAUUUAUACAUGUGUUUGACUAUAAUUAAUCAUGAACUUCUUAAAGCAUUAGAUAUAUUUAUAGCUGAUGUUAAACAACGCAUACAAAGAAAAGAAAAAUAUACAUAUAGGUUUGGAAAGAUAAAAAAAGCUCUUAAUUUGACGCUAGAUUUAGGUUGUAAAACUGAAUUUAUUAAUAUGAUUAAUGUAUUAGAAAAUGCACACUAUAGCACUAAAAUUAGUGCUCUUAAUUCUCCUGAUCCUAAUUUACAAUCUUCAUCAAGAAUUUCUUUACACACCUAUGAUGUUAGCAAUCAUAGAUAA
Funneliformis mosseae is the source of this 957-nucleotide messenger RNA. The record is from the annotation of a GenBank genome assembly. NCBI's taxonomy places the organism in Eukaryota, Fungi, Glomeromycota, Glomeromycetes, Glomerales, Glomeraceae.